Xyrauchen texanus (razorback sucker) is the source of this 1101-nucleotide messenger RNA. RefSeq names its product cyclin-dependent kinase 2-associated protein 1. The coding region runs from base 245 to 508 and encodes 87 amino acids. The transcript is spliced from 5 exons. Lineage: Eukaryota; Metazoa; Chordata; Actinopteri; Cypriniformes; Catostomidae. Gene Ontology annotation, cellular component: nucleus; cytoplasm. The record is from RefSeq and is a predicted model, not a curated record.
GAGACGGACGCUCCGCUCAUUUUAGGAACAAUUUUAUUUCUCUCAUUUGUUAUCUCUUCAGGUAUGUCUUACAAACCCAAUCCCCAUCAACACCUUCCGGGAACUUCUGGGAACCAAGCUUCCAGUCGGCCUUUAUCCCUCUCUGAGGCUUGAUUUGCCUGAUUAGGGGCCGGGUGUGCGGAAUCACGACCCUUCCCCGCCCUCCGCCCUGCCACAGGGAGGAAGCAUUCCCUCUCCAGCUUCCAUGGCAACAGUACAGUCAUUCAAGCCAGUUCUAAAUGACUUUGGACCCCCUUCAUUGGGAUUCUCACAGGGGCCUAAUGGGAACCAAGUACCUCAGAGUAAAUAUGCCGAACUUCUCGCCAUCAUUGAAGAACUUGGGAAAGAAAUAAGACCCACGUAUGCAGGGAGUAAAAGCGCAAUGGAACGACUUAAAAGAGGUAUCAUUCAUGCCAGAGGGCUUGUUCGGGAGUGUUUGGCGGAGACAGAGCGAAACGCAAGAUCCUAGCCCCUUCAGUACUGUUUCUCUCCAUACAACACAUGAACUGUCCCUUAAACCCUUAAUCAUGGGAAUCAUGCAUGGCGCUCCUUUAAGAGGAGAUAAAACAAUCAGAAAAUGCAGCAUUUAUGUUACGAGUUGCUAUUUUGUAUGUAUUUUGGAAGGAACAAGGUAAGAUUCAGAGGAUAUACCUUCUGAUUUAUAAAUGUGAGAGAUCUGGAACUGUUGCCAUUUGAGUUUUUUUUAAAAUAUAUAUUUUAUUAUUUUCUUUAUUUGACCACAUAGUACCUUUUAAAUAAGCAAAAACUGCAUGCAACUGGAAUAAAGGUCCCAAAUUAGAAACACGCAUGGCUUUUUAUCGGUUUAGUCUAGAUAUGUGCGUAUAGAAAUAGGUCUCAGGAUGAGGUAUGAGGUACUUUCUCCUAGGACGCAUUGAUUAGAAGUUGAUUUUUCUUUUAAAAUUGGGAGAUAUUGAAAAGUAUUAUAGUGAUGCCAUUAUUUUUAUCUUUAUUUGUAUUUAUUACCUUGUGUAAUAAAAUUGUUUUUUUUGUAAAAACGAAAAAAGGUCACACUCUGGAAUUUUGUAUAUCUGUCAAUAAAUA